Rotaria sordida is the source of this 3030-nucleotide messenger RNA. The record is from the annotation of a GenBank genome assembly. Lineage: Eukaryota; Metazoa; Rotifera; Eurotatoria; Philodinida; Philodinidae.
AUGUUAAUGACCGGCACAACAGAAACGACGAUUAAACAUGAUCGUCUUCUUCAUCUACGUCGAUUCCUUGAACAAAUAGAACUCGAAGAAUAUUACACAUUGAUUGUCGAAAAGCUCAAGGUGUAUAGUAUUGGUGAUUUACGUUAUGCCAAUGAAUCUGAUCUACUUUCAUUAGGCAUGUCUAAGCCGCAAUUUCGAAAAAUUAAACGGCAUAUACCGUCAUCAUAUAAUACGGCUUUAAAUAAUAAUACAAUGUUGACAAGUACAUUGGGCAAGCUUUUAGUUCGAAAACUAACACUUCGUUCAACAUCCAAUCUAACACGAAGUACAUUCGAACUAAACAGUAAUUAUGAUCAGCAGGGUUCUUCAAUAACAUUAUUAAAUCAACAAACAACUAUGGGUAAAUAUCAACAACAAAAAAAUAUUAUUUCACAACAAAAUAUUCAAUUAAUUGAACAAAUUGGUGAAGGAGAAUUUGGCAUUGUUCAUAAAGCUUUUUGGAGAACAAAACAAAAUGAAUUAUUAACUGUUGCCGUUAAACGGUUACAUAAACUUGAUCAAGAUUUUGGUAUUGAUGAUAUAUUAAAAGAAAUAUGUGCAUUACAAGAUAUUGAACAUACACAUAUUGUUCAAUUUUUUGGUAUUGUUAUACAAACAGAUGGUUCAUUUAUGCUUGUAACAGAAUAUGCUCAUUGUCGAUCUUUAUAUGAAUGUUUAUUAUCAAAUAAUGGUAAAUGUGAAUAUACAAUAGAAAUUUUACUUGAAUUUUUAAGACAAAUAACAACAGCAAUGAGUUAUUUAGAAAAAAAAUUUUUAAUACAUAGAGAUUUAGCUAGUAGAAAUAUUCUUGUUUUUAGUAAAACAUUGGUUAAACUUUCUGAUUUUGGUCUUUCUCGUCUAUGUUGUUCAGAAACAAAUUAUUAUAAAACAUCAUGGAAAGAUACAUUACGUUUACCAAUAGCAUGGAUGAGUCCAGAAGCAAUUAAUUUUCUACGUUUUACAACAGCAUCUGAUGUUUUCUCAUUUGGCGUUUGUAUGUGGGAAUGCUUUACUUAUGGACAAAUGCCAUGGCAAGGAAUGUCAAGUGCUGAAAUUGUCAAUGCUAUUAACGCACCUAAUCAUCAACGAUUACCACGCCCACUUUAUGCUACAACAGAACUUUAUCAAAUUAUGCUUCAUUGUUGGAAAUUUGAACCAACUGAACGUCCAACAUUUUCACAAUUAGAAAAAACUUUAGGAGAAAUUGAACUAAAAAAAGUUCGUUGGAAAGAUAAAAAUUCAAAAUUAAUAAAUUUGCCCGAUGGAUUUCUUUCAAUAGAAUCUUGCAUACUCGGACCAUUGACUAUUCUCGAUCGAUGUCUUAACGUUCCCAUAUCAUCGUCAUCGGUCAAUAAUUUUCUACAGUGUGUAUCUGUAGACGGUCAAAUUGGUUUCGUUUAUAAUACUGAUGUUGAACCAUUACAUGUUAUAUCAAUAUCUAAACCAUUGAUUACAACAAUAACAAAAACGAAUAAUCAUAAUCAUUUAACUUCAUUAAAAAUGAGUAAUUUUUUUCAUCGAAAAACUGAUGGAAAGAAAAAUUCUACUAAAACAAAAAAUAAACAAUUAUCAAAAGAUAUGAUUGGUUUACCACAACCCGAUUUUAUUCAUGCAUUUCAUAUUGGAGUAUCAGGUGAAACAUUUGGUGAUGUUACUUGUCUUGCUGGUGUUGAAAAAACAGAUUUAAUUAAAAUGCCUAUUGAAAAAAGUCCAUCACUUAUGAAUGAAUUUGAAUCAAAUUAUAAACAACCAAAUGUUAUUAUUGAACAAAAACAAGAAAUAAUUUCUGUUGAACAACAAACAAAUGAUGAACAUACUUCAUCUUUACUUGAUGAAGUUUUACAAGCAUUUACAGAAAUAUAUUCUGAACCUGAAACAACGUCAUAUCUAUUAGAAGAUAAUGAUAUUUUACUAAAACCACCACCUAAACCUGAACGAAGUGAACCAACAUCACCAAAAUCUCCAACAACUAAUCUUAAAUUAUCACCAAUACCUUCAAGAACAAUCGGCUUAAAUCAAUCUCCACCGGAUAGCAUGACAGAUUCGAACAGUCGAUCUCCAUCAAAUCAUAAUCGUUUAUUAAAAAAAUCACCAAUAAAAAAAUCCAAUGAAGAAACUGGUCGAUUUUCACGUGAACUUGAACAACGUUUACAAAAUGGUGAUAUAAGUGAAGAAGCUAAACAUGCUUAUAAUUUAUUAGUUAAUGGUUGUAAAAAUAAUUCAUCUUUAUUACAUGAUGAACAUUUACAGUCAACAAGUCAUGAUGAUUUAUUAUUAAAUAAUAAUGAAAUAGAAAAUAAUACAAAAAAAUCACAAGAACAUCCAACAACAGUAUUGUUUGGUUCAUCAUCAUCAUCAUCUUCAACGAGUAUAUCAACUAGUUCAACAAGUAAUAAUACUCAAUCAAAUACAUCAUCAUCAUCAUCAUCAUCAAAUCAUCAAAAAUCAGAUCGUCAUUCACAUUAUUCAUCAACGUCAACAGAUAAUGAUAUUAGUAUUGAUCUUAAAUCACAAAAUGAUGUAUCACCAUUAAAACUUUUAAGAAAUGGUCUUAAUCCUUCAAAUCUAACAUCAAAAACAAUUCGUCAACAAAUAUCAAUUAAUGAAACAAAUUCAUCAAAUCAUUCACCUAUAUCAUCAACAUCAAAUACAUUAAGUAAUUUAUCUAUAACAUCACCAUUAUAUGAUCAUGAUCAUAAUUUAUUAUUAUUACCACCACCACCUUCACAAACAUCAUCAUCAUCAUCAAAUAAUGAUGAUAAUCGUUCAAUAUCAAGUUUUAAUUCACGUUCAUUAUCAACAAAUAAAAGUGAACAACAUUCAAUAACAGGACAACCUUUACCACCACCACCGGAUCUAUCAAGUUUAGGAAGUAAAUUAACAACAGCAACAAUGACACAUACAUUAAAAUUACCUGUACCAUUAACAUCAUCGACAUCAACAUCGAAUGCAUAUCGUUCGAAAAAACGAUUCAAUUUGUUUACUUCAUAA